Messenger RNA from Acomys russatus (golden spiny mouse), 9263 nucleotides. It is a transcript of the gene Ankrd12, whose product is annotated as ankyrin repeat domain 12. Gene Ontology annotation, cellular component: nucleoplasm. The transcript has 13 exons. The record is from RefSeq and is a predicted model, not a curated record. Bases 379 to 6513 code for a protein of 2044 amino acids. NCBI's taxonomy places the organism in Eukaryota, Metazoa, Chordata, Mammalia, Rodentia, Muridae. Gene Ontology annotation, molecular function: protein binding.
GCGCCGCCGCCAAUCGCGGAGAACGCUGUCCGGGAGCAAGGAGGCUGUGGUGAGAGACCGACCAAGACCGGAGAUGUUUUCAAGCCUGGCCCCGGCGGCAUUAGGGGCUGUGGCAGCGGCGACCGAGACACCGGCAGCGGCGGCCGCCCGGAGGUCCUCGCUCAGGGGGUGAACCCUUCUGCGCCCGCCGAGCCUCGGGUCCGUGCGGGCCAGGGGGGCGUGGCGACCAGAGGGGAGGAAGGAGGGCGCGGUUUCGAGUCUGUCCCGGGCAGCAGGGAGGAGACCCUCCGUCCUCCGCUCAGUGCCCCGUCUCCUCCCUGGAGCCAGAUCCAGGAUGAGAAGACUGAUAAAAGAAGCAGCUAGCUGAACAGCUAUAAAAUGCCCAAAUCUGGGUUCACAAAACCAGCUCAGAGUGAAAAUUCUGACAGUGACAGCAAUAUGGUAGAGAGGCCAUAUGGAAGAAAGAGUAAAGACAAGAUUGCAUCUUACAGCAAAACUUCAAAAGCUGAGCGAAGUGAAAUGGGCAAGGACAUGAAGGAGAGGCCGUCCAUGAAGCGUAAACUGCCUUUUACUGUCAGCCCGCCAAGAAAUGAAGAGCGAGAUUCAGACACAGAUUCAGACCCAGGACAUACAAGUGAAACUUGGGGGGAGAGACUUACACCUUCUUACAGGACAUACUCAGAGAAAGAAGGUCCAGAAAAGAAGAAAACAAAAAAAGAAGCUGGAAGUAAGAAAUCCACCCCAGUUAGCAUUCUUUUUGGUUACCCACUCUCUGAACGAAAGCAGAUGGCACUUCUAAUGCAGAUGACUGCAAGGGACAACAGUCCAGAUUCCACACCAAGCCAUCCGUCACAAGCAGCACCAGCUCAGAAGAAGACUCCCAGUUCUUCAUCUAGACAAAAAGAUAAAAUUAAUAAAAGAAAUGAGCGUGGUGAAACUCCUUUACACAUGGCAGCUAUUCGAGGAGAUGUAAAACAAGUCAAAGAAUUAAUAAGUUUGGGGGCAAAUGUGAACGUGAAAGACUUUGCAGGUUGGACACCUUUGCAUGAAGCUUGCAACGUUGGAUAUUAUGACGUUGCUAAAGUACUCAUAGCAGCUGGAGCAGAUGUUAACACACAAGGACUAGAUGAUGACACCCCCCUCCACGAUUCCGCCAGCAGUGGACAUAGAGAUAUAGUGAAACUGUUGCUUCGUCAUGGUGGGAAUCCCUUCCAAGCUAAUAAACAUGGAGAGCGCCCAGUGGAUGUGGCAGAGACAGAGGAGUUGGAGCUGCUGCUGAAGAGAGAGGUGCCUUUGUCUGGUGACGAUGAAAGUUACACAGAUUCAGAAGAGGCUCAGUCUGUAAACCCUUCUAGUGUUGAUGAAAAUAUUGACUCGGAAACGGAGAAAGACUCUUUCAUCUGCGAGAAUAAAAUUCUCCCAAGCAAAGCCCCGCUCGCAUCUGCUCUUGAUGAGUACGAGUUCAAAGAUGACGACGAGGAAGAGAUGAGUAAGACAAUCGACGACAGGCACAUUCUUAGGAAAGAGCAGCGCAAGGACAAGGACUCUGAAGCGGAGAGGGGUGGUCUGUUUGCAAGGCAGGAGAAAGCCUUCUAUGCUAAAUCACUUAAAACUAAAAAACAGAAGCCAUCAAGGGUUCUGUAUUCCAGUACUGAAAGUUCUGAUGAAGAAGUUCUACAGAACAAGAAGAUUGCUGCUGCUUGUUCUGUCGCUGAAACAUCAAAUUCUGAUAUGCAGGCCAAAAAAGAAUACGAGUACAAACAGAAAGGCAAAGUUAAAAGGAAAUUAAAAAAUCAGAAUAAAAACAAAGAGAACCAAGAGCUGAAACAAGAAAAAGAGGGGAAAGAAAAUACCAGGACAGCAAACUUGGCAGUUAAUACUGCACUGGAUUGUUCAGAAAAAGCCAGGGAGGAGGGGAGCUUCAGGAAAUCUUUUAGUCCAAAAGAUGACAGUUCAUUACACUUAUUUCAUAUUGCCACUGGCAAAUCUCCCAAACAUUGUUGUGGACUAAGUGAAAAGCAGUCAACACCACUAAAGCUAGAACACAGUAAAGCGUGCAUGUCACCAGGAAGUUCUGACAUGUCUUUCCAGCCCGAUCUGGCUCGCUAUGAUGGUACAGAACCUGAGUUUUUGCCAGAAAGUUCAAAUGUAAAAUCUUAUAAGCACAAGGAAAAAAACAAACAUCAGAAAGAUUUCCACCUAGAAUUUGGUGAAAAGUCAAAUGCCAAAAUAAAAGAUGAAGAUCAUAGCUCAGCAUUUGAGACCUCAGACUGCACACUGAAGAAGAUGGAUAAGGAGGGCAAAACAUUAAAGAAACAUAAACUAAAGCAUAAAGACAGAGAUAAAGAGAAGCACAAGAAAGAAGGUGACGGUGACAAGGAAAAAUAUAAAAAUAAGGAUAAUGCUAAAGAGCUGCAGAGGAGUAUUGAAUUUGACAGAGAGUUUUGGAAAGAGAAUUUUUUUAAAAGCGAUGAAACCGAGGAUCUCUUUUUAAAUAUGGAGCAUGAGUCCCUAAUAGAAAAAAAGUCAAAAGUGGAAAAAAACAUAAAAGAUGACAGAUCAAUUAAGGAAAAGCAUGCCUCAAAAGAGAGGAACUUUAAAGAAGAACGAGAAAGGACUAAAAAGGAAAAUGAAAAACCUCUUAGGGAAGAAAAGCUGAGAGACCUGAAAGAGGAAAGAGACAGUGUGUCCACAGAGAAAGAAGCAGAGUGCGGCUCUGCGGGUGUCGCUGUGAACCAGGAAGCCGUGGGGCUGCAUUCAGUGGAAAAGGAAACGGACGCUGAAAAACAAGAAAAGCAUACAAAGGAAAGGGAAAAACUUGACAGACGAUUUCAAACUAAGGAAAAAGAGGCUGACAAGACCGAAAAAAAAAAUUCUGAAAAAGAAAAGAAGAUAAAACAUGAACAUAAGUCAGAAAAAGAGAAAUUGGAUUUUAGUGAAUGUGUUGACAGAAUAAAAGAAAAGGAUAAGGUAUGUUCACAUCAAGCAGAAAGGUGUCCUAAGGAAGGCGAGAAGAUGAAAAACACCGUUAAAAAAACUGAGGACAGAGAGAGGAACAGAGAGAAGAUGGAUAGAAAGCAUGACAGAGAGAAACCUGAAAAGGACCGAAGCUCCGCGGAAAGCAAGGAAAAGUACUUGGAGAAAAAAAAGCAGCCUGAUAAUAGUGAGUGUACUAAAUCAGAGAAGAUCAGAAAUAAAGAUCGGGAAGGAGAUAGGAAGGAAAAGAUGAGAGAUAAAGAAAGUGUAGGCGUAACUAACCCCAGACAUUUACAGGAAGAGAAAAGGUCAGGUGUGGGAGACAGUGCUAGUAAAGCCCAGCCCGAGAGAGCCAUGUCCCUUAAAGAGAAGACAAGAGAUGAGCCUCUGAGGACCCCAGAUGGAAAAGAGAAAGAUAAAAAAGACAUAGACAGAUACAAAGAACGAGACAAACGCAGAGAUAAAGCCCAACUCAACACUCUGCUUAGGCUAAAAUCUGAACCAGAUAAGGCUAAACCUAAGUCAUCAGCAGCAUCAAAAGACGCUCGGCCGAGGGAGAAGAGGCUGGUGAGUGACGACCUAAUGCAAACAAGCUUUGAACGAAUGCUCAGCCUCAAAGACUUGGAAAUAGAACAGUGGCACAAAAAACAUAAAGAAAAAAUUAAGCAAAAAGAAAAAGAACGAUUAAGAGCCCGUACUGGCUUAGAACUUAAAAUAAAAGAUAAAGAAAAAACAAAACCUAUACCCACUGAAUCAAAAAAUAAAGAACUUAACAGGUCAAGAAGUUCAGAGUUGACCGAUGUUUAUAGCAAGGAGAAACAGUCUAAAGAUGUUGGAUGUAAUCGAUCACAGUCUGUUGACACCAAAACUGUACUGAAUUUAGGGAAGCCAUCCUUUAUUUCAGAGACCAGCUCAAACCGGUCUCCUAGGUCGGAGGGCGAGAAGCAGGGUCUUAGCUCCAGGUCUGUGUCCAUGAUUUCUGUUGCUAGUUCAGAAGAUUCCUGCCAUGCAGUCACCACCCCAAGGCCUCUUGUAGAGUACGACUCUGACUUUAUGUUAGAGGGUUCCGAAUCACAGCUGUCAUUUUCCCAGUCACCUUUUUUGCCAAAUGCCAAGUCUCCAGCUCUUUAUGAGAGGGAGCUGGAGAGCCUCACUGAACCAUCGGAUCGACUUAAGCCGCCAUAUGCAAGCCGACUUCCAGUGUGCCAUCUCAGGUCCUCUUCUGUGGAAGAUGUUAAGCUAGUUACUGGUGAGGUGAGACCUGCUGUAGAAAUCAGAAGAUGUAGCAUGCCCUCUGUCAUCUGUGAACCCAUCAAACAUCUCCAGGCAUCAGAAGAAAGCAGUCAGGGCAACUUAAUUGUGCCGAGAGAGACCUGUCCUUCUCCAAAACCUGAACUAUCUUCAGCAGUACCUGAAAGAGGUCUUCCGCAUGUGUCUGACAUACAUCCCAACUUUACAGGCUCUCCAACGAGGUCUGUAAGCAGCAGGUAUAUUUCACCCGAUACAAAUGUAAUCAUGAAUGCUGCUCUUGGGGGUACUUUGAUUGAUAGCCCGAUGCAUUUGGAACCGUCUAAUCAGGUUGGAGUGAUCCAGAGUAAAUCAUGGGAGAUGCCUGGUGAUAAAGGGGAGUCUUUAGGCACCAAUGACUUUAUCUGCCCGGAUUCUGGUACAUCUGACCAAGAUUCCUCUGCUCAGAGUUUUUGUAAUUCAGAAAACAAAAUGUUAAGAGAACAAAAUACUGAUUGCUUACCCCUGCACCAGACUGAACUACCAGGAAACGUGUGUGCUCAGGACCCAGCAUCCUUUCUAUCGUCACCUCAAUGCUGCUCUUUUUCUAGCCGGUCACUUUCAGAUGCUGAAUCUGCUCCUAAACCUGUGUCUUUGUCAUAUAUUGCCAAUCAGGAGCCAGGUGUUUUACAACAGAGAAAUGCAGCUCAUGUGAUCAGCUCUGUUUUAGAUAGUGAUAAUAACCUUACAAAGGAUGUGGAAAAUGCAUUUGUCUUAGCAGACAUUCAGAAGUCGAAUUCUUUUGUGCCAGUUUACUCUGAAAGCACUAUGCAGGACACACUCCCAGACUUCGAGAAGGCAAGUACUUUGCUUGUGCUGCCAUCAGAAAAGGACUUGAGUGGGAAUGGAGCUGCUCCUCAGCUAAACGCGCAUUAUGCACUUAGCAAGCUCACCUACAAGUCUCCCGGUAGCCGGGAAGUUGAGAAGAGCACAAGUGAUACUCUAGUCAUUUCACAAGAAAAAGAAAAACUGCAAAGUUUGGUCUUAACUCAGUUGAGUAAGUGUGAUUCUGACGUGUAUGAGGUGAGUGCAGGGGCGCUGAAAGGAGACGUGCGUGAGCAGGGGGACCUGAAGCAUGGUCCUGAGAGCGAGCGCUACUCGCUUUGCAUGGAGGACGAGGAGUCUCAGCAGAGCACUUCAUCGAGUGUAGAAAACCACGCAGAGCAGCCAGCCCAGCUGGAGGUGCCUAAGUAUGACCAGCUAGUUAGAGUAGAACUAGAAGACAAUGCUGAAGAAGAUAAAACGGAAAACCAACCCCCUCAAAGAAUGACUAGAAACAAAGCAAGUACAAUGGUCAAUCAAAGCAAGCAGGUUCUUGCUGGCUGUCCACUUUUACCAGAAAAAGAUAGUGAGUCCUCCCCUAGGGCACGAAUAAGACUCACUGAAGAAGAGGAUUCCCAGACUCACCAUCCACGGAAACGUAAAGUGUCACGGGUCCCUCAGCCUGCACAAGUGAGCCCCUCUCUACUGCACGCGAAGGAGGCGACCCAGCAGUCUCUGGCAGCUAUCGUAGACGCUUUAAAACUGGAUGAGAUCCAGCCAUACAGCUCUGAGAGGGCAAAUCCAUAUUUUGAAUAUUUGCACAUAAGGAAAAAAAUUGAAGAGAAACGCAAGUUGCUAUGUAGCGUUAUUCCUCAAGCUCCUCAGUAUUACGACGAAUAUGUAACAUUUAAUGGAUCAUACCUCCUGGAUGGAAACCCCUUAAGCAAGAUUUGUAUUCCUACAAUCACACCACCACCUUCGCUGUCAGAUCCACUUAAAGAGCUCUUCCGGCAACAAGAAGUGGUAAGAAUGAAGCUACGUUUGCAACACAGUAUUGAAAGGGAAAAACUCAUUGUAUCCAACGAACAAGAAGUUCUUCGAGUUCAUUACAGAGCUGCGAGGACACUGGCAAACCAAACGCUGCCAUUUAGUGCUUGCACUGUCUUACUGGACGCAGAAGUGUACAAUGUGCCCCUGGACUCCCAGUCUGAUGACAGUAAAACUUCUGUGAGAGAUCGAUUUAAUGCAAGGCAGUUUAUGUCCUGGUUACAAGAUGUGGAUGACAAAUUUGACAAACUAAAGACCUGUCUUUUAAUGAGGCAGCAACACGAAGCUGCAGCUUUAAAUGCCGUCCAGAGACUCGAAUGGCAGCUCAAACUCCAGGAGCUCGACCCCGCCACCUAUAAGUCUGUCAGCAUUUAUGAGAUCCGGGAGUUCUAUGUUCCCCUUGUCGAUGUCAAUGAUGAUUUUGAAUUGACUCCUAUAUAGCAGUUGGUAUCAUCUUAAACUAGCGAUAUCCAAGCAUUAUACUGUGGAAUACUUACUGCCUUUUAAGAAAAACCCUGAGACUAUGUCUCUACAAUUGUUAGUGAAGCUGGUUAUGUAGUAAACACUGUCAUUUUAUAAAGAAAAAUAUUUCGGAUCUUUGAUCCAAAUACAGUUUCUAACAGAAAACUAUUAUUUAUAUUGAUCAGGGGUAAAUAUUGCAUUAGACAUGUUGGCAAACUGAGUAAAUCUUUAAAAAGUAGAGAAAAGUCUGUUAACAGCGCUGGAAGUUGUUAACACUGCAAGUAACAAGAUACAUGCAACGCUCAGAUCUCUUGCAGGUUUUAUUAAAAAUACAUGAGUAAACACAAAGAUUCAAUUCCUACCAAACAGGUUCUAAUGUGGAAGAAAAUCUUGGCACAAAAUUCUUCAGUUUAUUUUAUCUGUAAAUUAAUUGUAUAGUUUUCUUUUUUGAAAGUUUUAAUAUUGUCUUCCUUUUUAAUAACUUAUUUUAUACAUAAUUGUACAUCUUGUAAUUAAUGGUCAAAAUGUAUACAAGGAACUGACCCUCAACAUGUGUACAAAGAGAUAACUGUAAAACUGUUUGUUCUUUUGGACCAAAGUUGUAGUUUUUGUAGCGUAAUAGCAAUGUGUUCAGGUAGUAACCCUUUAGAUAAGGCAUGCGUGUGUUUGAGUUAGCUUGCGUCCAUUCCAUAACUGUAAAGAUGAUAGCUUAGUUGUAUCGCAUGCUUUCUAUAAUUCAUGUUUUCCAUAGCUGAUACCUGAGACAGUAUGAGGCGUCUCACACCAGUUUCCUCCGAGAGAACCUGGGGCUUUCUGUGUGGACACAUUACUUAUAAUUAGUCACACAAAGAAGCUUUAGCUCUUUUUUCAUGUCACCGGAAAAAGCCUGUUUCCCCCAGAACAAUAACAACAAAUGCCUUUGAAUGGAAAUUCCGAAAUUGUAAAUGUCUAUUUUAAUACUCAACUAUGAAAGAAUAUGUGAAUAAUGUAAAUAUGUUUAAUAAAUUUUAUUGGUCAUGUUAAAUCAUUGUAAACUUUUUUACAUUGCUUAAAUUUAAUCUUUUAAGCUUAAUAGCCUUUGCACUUUUAAUAUAAAAAUUGAAUGCUCAAAUCAAAAUGAGAUACUUGGUAGUCAAAAGUAGGUAAAAGAUUUAGGAAUAUUCCAGUCCCUGAAAUGUUCAUGAGAUUUUUAUUAAUGCAUUGUAUUUUUCCUUGUAUCAAUGCAAAAAUACCUAAUUUACAAGUUUUCAUAAUUGAGAUAAUAUUUUCUAUGCUUCUGAUAGUAAAAUAAUGAGCAACAUACUGAGAACCUUGUCUCCUCUGACGUGACGUGGGUCAGGUGUUCAGGAAAGCUCCAGACGUGAGAGUGCUGCUCAAGCUGUGAGACUGGAGAGUAACGUUAGGGUAAUCUAAAAUCAUCAUAAGUAAACGAGGCAACAUUUGUAAGCCCUGCCACGACACUAUCUGGAAUUAUGAAAUAAUACUGGAAAUUUCCAAUUUUGAUGGAGCAAUAUUAAAGGAAUAUAUGAAAUAUUAAAUUGUUUAAAUUCAGCUCACAAGUUGGAAAUCGCAACUAGUAAAAGAUAAUAGUUUUUGUAGUGCAAAGGUACAUAUUAAGCUUAGGGAUUUUUGAAUUUUUACAUCAAUUUAUAUUUUUAUUCUUUCUGUACUGGCAUGCGCAAUAAAGCAGCACGUGUGUGAAAAAAUACACAGUGCAAGGAUUUAAUAAAGGUUGGAUAUAGUUUUCCUUAGAAAUUUAGAUUAAAGACUUUGGCCUUUUCAUUGAAUAAAUGGGGCCAGAAAGGCAGGGUAGACUUUGAAGCACUGUUUUUUGUUGAAGUCGUGUUUAUUAAGGCUGGGAACAUUAGAAUCUAAUUUAUAAAAGCAAUACUUUUUAAUGCAAAACAACUUAAUGCAAAGUUUGUUUAUACUUUUAGUCUAGAAAGGAAAUUUGAUGAGCUCAUGUAGCAAAUUACAAAAAUUAAAAGAAAAAAGAUUAUUGAACAUUCAUUCAGUACAGCAAGAGAGGAGUAAAUCUGUAAAGCAUUUUGUUCUGAUGGUCCAGCCAGGGAAAAGAUGAGGAAGUGCUACUGACCAAAAGGAACAGGCUGUUGGAGAAGAAACCGGAAAAGCAGCUGCACAUAGGCAGGGAUUGGGCGGGUGCGGCCCUCGGUCAGCCCAGCUUUCUAGUCUUAGCCACGGUGCUCAUCCUCUGCAUGGUAGCUCCCACAGCUGGAGCCUCUGCCUCGCCUCUGCACGCAGGAUAGCUAAGUUACUGCACUUGGUAGCAGAUGUGUGACUUAGAUGUAGUUAAGGACUCGGAUGCUAAAGACUUUCUAAAGGUCUGAACUGCUAGAGGGAAAACCUCGGAAUGGAGUAUGGCAUAUGCCUAAAAAGGUUCGAAUUCUCAAAGAAAAAUAGGAUGCUUAAUUUAAUCAAUGACUCUUCUUAAACAUCGUGAACAAGAUAUUAAAUUGUACCUAAGGAUUUGUAUUUCUUUAAGUCUUGUUCUAAAUCAUAUCUGUUUAAUAAGUGACUAGUUAAUAUUUGUGCAUGUUAUUUAAUAAAGAGUUAUAUUUUUAUAGAAAAAAAUAAGUGAAAUGUGUGCUAAGUGUUUUUACUCAAUGUUCCACUCCGAUUAAUUGACACGCCAAUGUUUAUUUGAGCCUCCAACAAGAUGGCAGAAAAACUCAUCGUGUGAGAACAAUCCCAUUCCAGUCCAGUCAGGA